Zootoca vivipara (common lizard) is the source of this 2523-nucleotide messenger RNA. It is a transcript of the gene DEXI, whose product is annotated as Dexi homolog. The record is from RefSeq and is a predicted model, not a curated record. NCBI's taxonomy places the organism in Eukaryota, Metazoa, Chordata, Lepidosauria, Squamata, Lacertidae.
GGUUGUCACUCACCCUCCCUGGCGCCAGCCAAUCCGCGCUCCGGAGAGGCGGGCCGCUGGGCACUUGCGGGGAACAGCUGCUUCUGCUACGCGGAGGGAAGUGAUGCGUCCGAGGAGUGUGGAUGCGGGGAGAGAGAGGAAGGCGCAGGGGGGUCCCUUGGAAGAAAAGGGGGGGCUGCGCUGAGCGGGGAGGAGCAGCGAGCCCCUUGCAUUAAAAACGGAGCGGGAGCGAGCUUUUGCUUUUUUUGAAGACUGGAGGAGCGGGCGGGAGGGGGGGUGGAAGAGGUGCCUCUGCAAAGCCUCCCCCUCUUGCGGCGCAUCUGAGGCCUGAAAAGUGAGGUUGGGGGGGGGGGAGCCAGUUGCAUGGAGGGGGGCUGCGGGGCGAAGUUACUCGCUUGCACCGCCCGCUUCUGGAUGUAGAGAUUUGCAGAGGCUGGAAAGGAGAGGGAGCAGAGGGCGCCCUGGCAUGGAGGGGUGGGCUGAGGACAGACAGGGCAUCGUUGGGGGGCGCCCUCUUCCGUUUGCAGACUGCUGCAGGGAGGGGUGGGUAGGUAGGUAGGCGAGGGCGCUGGGCUCUCUGAUUCCUGGAGAUCUCCUUCUGCCUUUGGCUGCUGCCUGCCUCCAGCCUCCAGCCUCCGCUGUGCCAGGGCCUCCUCCACGCUGGAUGCCCUCUGCCGCCUGCACCCAGCUGGAGCCGUGGGCCCCCCAUGCGCCGCCCCCGCUGCCGCCCUCUAUGUUCUACGUGGGCUUGUUCUUCGUCAACCUGCUGAUUCUCUACUACGCCUUCCUGCUGGAGUACAUCGCCCUCAACGUCGGAAUCGUCUUCCUGCCCGAGGACAUGGACCAGGCCCUGGUGGAUCUCGGGGUGGUCUCCGACCCGGCUCUGGGUCUCUACGAGUUGGACAGCGAGGUGGAAGUGCUGGACGGCUACUGGGAAUAACUUGGGGGCCCCUCCCCGAAAGGGCACCGGCUCGAGAAACUGGCACCGGCUGGUAAGAGGAGCGUUGCUGCAUCCACAUGUUGGCACAACUGGACGGACCCUUUGUAGACUGCGAUGGGGGGGCACAGGAGCAGCCAAGCUGGGCAGGUGCCAGGGAUGCCAGGAGCCUCUCUACCCCGCCUGCCCCAGUCGUGGGUUUUCUGCUUGAGCCAGAAAGACUGGGGAGAGGGCCAUGGACUUUUGGGGGGUGCCAUGCUAAAGGAAGGCAAAACGGCGGCACAGCAGGAAGAGGGGGUCGGAGUUGGCACGGACGGACAUGGUCCCUAUGGGGCACUGAAAUUUGCACACGUUUUCUGCACAUGUGAAAAAGAAGCUGGGAGCCCCAGAUUACGGGGCAAGACAGCAGCACGGCCGUGAACUUCCACCUCCACGAGAGGAAACGCUUCCAGAGCAACGUGGGCUCCGAACACCCUGGCUGAGGAUGUCCUCAGUAUUUGCUUGUUUUUUCAGGGAUUUGCCAUGAUUCUGCAGGAAAUUGAUUGUGCACAGCUAUCAGAAUUUGCUUAGAGAUUCCAGAAGGGCUUCCAAGUCACAUGAAACACUGUCGGGUCAUUUUUAACGGUGAACCAAGCUGCCAAUCACACGUCACAAACUUCCGGGGAACGAAGGAGAAGUCGAUGCCGAUAUUUUGAGCUGGGUGGUACUGUCAGGAUAAGAAGCCUGAGUGCAGGUGUGUGGUGGGAGGUGGACUUUGGACCCCCCCCCAAGAUAUUGCUGAACUACAAAUCCCAUCAGCCCCAGCAAGCGCGGCCAAUGCCCAGGGAUGAUGGGAGCUGCAGUGCAGCAAAAUCUGGAGGGCCAAAGAUUUUCCCCACGCCUGCUAAAGUGGUUGAUGGAGCAGGAUGGGGCAUGGCUUUAGGUGGGUGGAGGAGACUUACAACCAUCCAGAUGUUGCUGAACUACAACUCCCACCACCCCAUGCUUGCUUGGGGCUGACGGGAGUUGGCAUUGAACCACAUCUGGAAGGCUCCCAAUACCUGUUUUUUUGUUUUUUUUAAGGGGUGCUGGAAAAACCGCCAUGAGAUCUCAAGAAAGCACUGGCACAUAAUUAUUGCACCGUCUGCACACAGUUAAGAGGGUUGGUUUUGGCAGUUCCCACAACCUUGCAUGCGGCCCUGGGCCCAGUUUGCACAGCCCGGUCUCACGAGGGUAGCCACCUUCGAUUCAGGACCUAGUGCGUUCCUUGUGUAUCACCAGUACAACUCUGCAAUGCACGUGAAUGGCUGCUUUAAAAUAUUCUUUGCCACGUCAAAGUUUGUCUGUGUAUGGAAAGCUUGCGUGUCGUUAAAGGAGCCUUCUCCCUGACAUGUUAGAUUUCUACAAGCAGGGGAGAGUUUGAUGUGGGAACAUGAGCGGUCGGUUGCCUCACUUGCACCCGGAGUUGUUACUAGCCCACAGGGACUCCAGUUUGCACCCUUCCUAAAACAUGCGGGAUCUCCUCUGCCAUCGUAAUAACCUCCCAGCCGACAAUCUGCAUUUGCUGUUGAUGAGCUAUAGAACAGGUCACACUUUUCUGAAAGGGG